Rana temporaria (common frog) is the source of this 1317-nucleotide messenger RNA. RefSeq names its product MYG1 exonuclease (gene MYG1). The transcript has 7 exons. The record is from RefSeq and is a predicted model, not a curated record. The coding region runs from base 76 to 1185 and encodes 369 amino acids. NCBI's taxonomy places the organism in Eukaryota, Metazoa, Chordata, Amphibia, Anura, Ranidae. Gene Ontology annotation, cellular component: nucleus; cytoplasm.
GACUCUCUCCCGGCAGCCGGAAGUUUAGUGUGCACUCGUUUAUUCCAUUCGGUUGGCCGCUUUAUUUGGUUCCACAUGGUGUGUCGGGCUCUGUUAUCCGGCCAACUCCUUCUAUCUUCCUGUUCCCGCCAUCUGCGUGUCAGUCGUCACAUUUUCCCCCUCUUCAUGCCUGAAGACCCGAAGAGGCCCCGGCGGGAGGAGAGACACAUGGCGCCCAAAAUCGGCACCCACAACGGGACCUUCCACUGUGACGAGGCACUGGCGUGUUACCUGCUGCGGACACUGGAGCCUUAUAGGGAUUCAGAGAUUGUAAGAACAAGGGACCCCCUGCUACUGGCACACUGUGAUGUUGUGGUUGACGUAGGUGGAGAGUAUGAUCCAUCUAGAAAUCGUUAUGACCAUCAUCAGAGAUCUUUCUGUGAGACGAUGAACAGCUUGUAUCCUGACAAGCCAUGGGUCACCAAACUCAGCAGUGCCGGCCUAGUGUAUGCUCACUUUGGGACUCAGAUCUUAGCUACACUUCUGGAUACAGAAGAGGAUGACCCCAUUAUACCUGUGUUGUAUGACAAGAUGUAUGAAAACUUUGUUGAAGAAAUUGAUGCUGUUGACAAUGGCAUAUCACAGUUUGAUGGGGAGCAGCGCUACAACAUAUCCACUACUCUAAGUUCCAGAGUGGCACAUCUCAACCCACGCUGGAAUGAACUAGAACAGGACACAGAGAUGGGCUUUAAAAAGGCUAUGGAAUUGGCUGGAACAGAGUUUGUGUCUCGUCUGGACUUUUAUCAUCGUUCCUGGCUACCAGCUCGCGCUCUGGUUGAGCAAGCCAUCGGAGAGAGACUACAGGUAGAUAACAGUGGGGAAGUGGUCAUGUUGGCGCAAGGUGGGUGUCCUUGGAAGGAGCACCUUUUCCAGGUGGAAAAAGAACUAAGUCUAGAGAAACAAAUAAAAUAUGUAAUUUAUCCAGAUCAGAGCGGAAAGUGGAGGGUGCAGUGUGUCCCCACAGGUCCCAAUACUUUUCAAAAUCGACUUUCUCUCCCAGAAGACUGGCGUGGACUGCGGGCAGAUGACCUCUCCUCCAUCAGUGGUAUUCCAGGUUGUAUCUUUGUUCACACCUCUGGCUUCAUUGGUGGGAAUGAGACACAAGGAGGAGCGCUGGAAAUGGCACGGAAAGCCUUGACUUCCUAGACUGGAGCCCCUGUAUUUAUUCAGCCACAUAAAGUACCAUGCAGAAGCGAAAUCAUUGUAUUUAUAUCAUGUGACAUCAGUAAAUAUUUUUGUAAUCAACUUGGUCAAAUGUUGGCUGUUCUGAUUACCGUG